This is a messenger RNA of Ixodes scapularis (black-legged tick), 2455 nucleotides long. Its product is annotated as cysteine desulfurase, mitochondrial. Gene Ontology annotation, molecular function: pyridoxal phosphate binding; cysteine desulfurase activity. Gene Ontology annotation, biological process: [2Fe-2S] cluster assembly. Lineage: Eukaryota; Metazoa; Arthropoda; Arachnida; Ixodida; Ixodidae. The transcript has a single exon. Gene Ontology annotation, cellular component: mitochondrion; cytosol; nucleus. The record is from RefSeq and is a predicted model, not a curated record. The coding region runs from base 117 to 1472 and encodes 451 amino acids.
GGUACGUGACUUCCACUUCCAGUCGCCAGCUUCAAUGGCCGCUGCCAGAUUCGGUGUCCUGCCGAGUUUGUUGAUCUGCCCGUAAUCACCAACGACGCAAAACCGGCCGGGGCAACAUGUCGGUCCUCUUCCGAAGCCUGCGUCACCCGUGGUGGCGUCAACAACCGCAAAGAGUAAGCCUCGAGUGCAAGCUCCUCUGUUCCAUCCCGUCCAAGCUCCUCGGCGGUCUCGAAGAGCCCGUUGACGAGCCUGACCACAACCUCUUGCGGCCGCUCUACAUGGACGCGCAGGCGACGACGCCGAUGGAUCCGCGCGUUCUCGACGCGAUGCUGCCCUACCUCAUCAAUAACUACGGCAACCCGCACUCGCGGACCCACGCGUACGGCUGGGAGAGCGAAGCGGCGGUCGAGAAGGCCCGUCGCCAGGUCGCGGACAUCAUCGGCGCGCAGCCCAAGGAGAUCAUCUUCACGAGCGGCGCCACCGAGUCCAAUAACAUCUCGGUGAAAGGGGUGGGCCGCUUCUACGCGGAGAAAAAGAAGCACAUCAUCACGACGCAGACGGAGCACAAGUGCGUCUUGGACUCGUGCCGCGCGUUGGAAGCCGAAGGCUUUGACAUCACCUACUUGCCGGUCCAACGCAACGGCCUGGUGGACCUCGGCCAACUCGAAGCCGCCAUAAGACCUGACACCUCUCUGGUGUCCGUCAUGACGGUGAACAACGAAAUCGGCGUGGUGCAGCCGAUCGCCGAGAUCGGCGCCACCUGCCGGAAGAAGAAGGUGUUUCUCCACACGGACGCCGCCCAGGCGGUCGGCAAGAUCCCCGUGGACGUCAACGAGAUGAUGGUUGAUCUGAUGUCCAUCAGCGGGCACAAGAUCUAUGGUCCCAAGGGGGUGGGCGCCCUCUACCUGAGGCGGAGGCCGCGCGUUCGGGUGGAAGCCAUUCAGAGCGGAGGCGGGCAAGAGCGCGGGAUUCGCAGCGGCACUGUCCCAACGCCUCUGGCGGUAGGCCUAGGAGCCGCGUGCGAAGUGGCGGCGAAGGAAAUGGAGUACGACCACCGCCAUGUGUCCAGGCUGUCAGACAUCCUCGUUUCGCUGAUUACCAGCGAACUGACCCACGUGGUCCGCAACGGAGAUCCGCAGAGGACUUACCCCGGUUGUGUCAACCUGUCCUUUUCGGCGGUUGAGGGCGAGAGCUUGCUGAUGGCAAUGAAGGACGUGGCGCUGUCCUCCGGCUCAGCCUGCACAUCCGCUUCCCUGGAGCCCUCUUACGUACUGAGGGCCAUCGGAGCAGACGAAGAUCUCGCCCACUCUUCGAUCCGGUUUGGGAUCGGGAGGUUCACUUCAGAGGAGGAGGUCGUCUACACCGCCAAGAAGUGCAUUGACGAAGUCAAGAAGUUGCGGGAAAUGAGUCCGCUAUGGGAGAUGGUUCAGGAAGGCAUCGACCUCAAGUCGAUACAGUGGACGCAGCACUGAAUCUCUAAAUUGUCCGUCCUUCAAAAUGGUUGAGGCCCUUCCUACGUUUUGGAUCGAGGUACCACCAAAUGACUCGAGAGGAAAAGAACAUGCAUGAAGGCUGUUCUGUUCACCGAGCAUAGAAAAAAGUGACUUUAUUUGCUUGCAGAACUUUUCGAGGGAAGAGAGCAGCGUUUAGUAUGGGCAGUGUGUCGGAAAAGGCUAUCUUCGGCUUCUCACAAACUUUGGUUUGAGUCAUCGUAAUGCUGAUCAACUGACUCGGCGUAAAAACUGUUUGCAGUCUGUUCCCUUCCACAGGCAUCUGUGGAAUCUUCAUGUUUGGCCAACGUUAGCCGCUGAAAGCCGUCUCUAGUGAGUGAAAGACAAUGACUGUGAGCAGUUGGGGCUUCUGACUGUUCAGCUAGCUUGCUGAUGUAAGAUGACAGCAAUGUUAUUGCUGCCUCGGUUUGUGGUUUGGCCUGGAAUGGUGUAGAGUCGGACACCACUUCAAGACAAAUUAGUCUUUAAGAGAACUGUAUUGAAGAUCGCCGAAGUGGUUAAUAUGAGUGAGAUACCGAGUCUAGUCGGAAAGUUUGCUGCAAGUGUUGGAUAAAGAGGAUUGAUGUCGUUGAUACAAGAUUCUUGUUUGAAAACAUUUUCUUUUGGUUUUGAAUAGAAGGGUUUCAGCGCACAUAACUUUUUGUGCGUUGUGGGUCAGACGGGUUGAUGGUCUCUUAUUUUUUCUGUGAUGUAUGCAGCUUCGUAGCUCUUCUUCAUCUGUAUUUAUGGCAAUAACCUGUCGUACUGGCCUGGUUGACUUUACAGAUAGUUUACUUCCCACGGACAGAUUCCAGCAGGAUUUUUUGUUUGUGUUCAUUACUCGACUUUUCCUGCUAGAUGGAGGUUCUCGUCCUAUUUAUCGCGGCACUGAAAAUUUACGCUUCCGAGAGUAUUUUUGUCUCGUCACUGUAAGAAGUAGUGUGAUAAUAAAGUAGACCAAGUUA